This is a messenger RNA of Exophiala viscosa, 4695 nucleotides long. RefSeq names its product adenosinetriphosphatase. The coding region runs from base 331 to 4647 and encodes 1438 amino acids. Gene Ontology annotation, molecular function: RNA binding; helicase activity; ATP binding. Gene Ontology annotation, cellular component: intracellular anatomical structure. NCBI's taxonomy places the organism in Eukaryota, Fungi, Ascomycota, Eurotiomycetes, Chaetothyriales, Herpotrichiellaceae. The transcript has 3 exons. The record is from RefSeq and is a predicted model, not a curated record.
GGAAGAACUGCAUACAAAGGCGGCGUCACUCCGUCCCAAAAUCGGGUCAUUGUCUUGGCAUCAAAUUCAUGUCACUCCACAUCAACGCGAUCCGUGCUUGAUUUGGAUGAUGAGUAAAUAAGUGUAUGCGGUUGGAAGAGAAAGCCGAAAGCGCGUCGCAUCACUGAUUACUGCAAGUCUCAGCACCAUGGAACCACAAUGGCAAGCUUGCAGCUAGAAAUAUGGUGGGAUUGAACAUUUGAAUUCAGCCACGUCAAGGGACGACUCGCCAGUGUCCAUUUGAGAACAAUUAGGACGACUGCACUGCGCGGAGAGCAUUGUCAGUCCAUCAUGGCGCCAAACAAGAAGAAGAAAAAGGCCGCCGCGAAUCCGGCCAGAGGGUUUGCUACAACCUCUCUGCCUUCCAAAACCAAAGUCGUGGAGGAGCAGGAUGAGACACAGUCGGAUACCCCCACCGUCACAUCAGGGCAAGGCGUAUCGACGGCCUCACAAAUUCCCGAUAGCAAAAGCGCCACUUCGGUCCAUGAGCCUGGGAAAACUGCCAACAUUUCGGACAUGAGCCCCGAAGAACUGGAGAAGCAUUUGGAAACCUCCGAGUUGGAGACAAUGGUCGAGCGAUAUGCUGCUCGUAGCUUGGCCGACGCGAGUCGCCAGGUCGCGAGACUUGACACCGAGCGCCGUCAACUUCGACCGCAAGCCUACAAGCUCUCAACCUACUCCUGGCUUGAUGAGGAGACAACGGAGGAGUUGUUCGCCUCAAGCCUACCAGCACUCUCAAGUGGUAGCACAAGUAACAGCGUACCUUCCCCAGAAUCUGAGGAGAAGGUUCUGAUCGAUCUUUGGACCAUCGAGCGAGUCCUACAAGCACUGAAGCUUCCCAGAGUUGCGGAAGCUGUGGCUCAUGUGGCAGGACUUGCCAUAUCUGGACAGGUCACCGCAGACACUGACAAUCUACCGGGUUUGUCUGAGGCCUUCCGUUGGUAUGCAGCCAACACCCAACCAGGGGAACUAUCACACUACGAGCACGUGCCGGAAACCAAAGCUGCACGAAGUGGUGAUAAUACCCCUCUACAGGCGAAUUCUGAGCCAGUAACUGCCACUCAAAGCCGACAAAGUCCAGCCAGUACCCCUACUUCCCUGUCCGAGGACGAGGAUGACUCGUUCGGAGGUCUGUCAGUAUCAGAGAGUGACGAGGAAGAUGAUCCUAGCAAGCUCAGUGACAAAUAUGUCCGUAUACGUCGUCUCAUCUGGCAGGCUGAGCAUCCAGAUCCACCCAAACGGCCGAAAUUGUCAGCGCGGAAGCAGAAGCGAGUCACACGGCUGAAGGAGAGGUUGCAAAAGCUGCGUAGAGACCCGCUGUUCGACGAGUACGUGGCGGAAUCUGCUUGGAACACGAUCCUGCUCGAGAUUCAAGAACAAUACCAACACUUACUGCGAAUUGAGGCAUCCAGACGUCGCGAGCAAGGUCAGGAAGAUCGGGCAGAUGUCCAUGAAGCUCCUGUUGAUUCAAACGCGCCCAUUGACGACAGACAACACGGAGAGGCCGAUGGAGAAGCUCUCUUGGGUGGCAUGUUCGAAGAUACGGAUCAGGCUACGGCCAAUGAGCAGAGCACAAACGCACAACAGCAGAUCAAGGUGUUAGACUUUGGCAAGUGGACAGGUGUGUCACCCAGAAAGCUCCUGGACGAUAUAUGCAAAAGUCAUGAUACCAAAAGCCGGCUUCGGGUACAGACUUUGCAGAACACAUCCCACUCAGCUCGACAUAGUGUCAGCAUUUCGUGGUCCUCCGACACGCUACCUGAAGAACAUGCAGCGGAUGCUCUGCCAACCGAAGUCUCAGCGCAGGUAGCACCACAUGUCUGGACCUUGCAGAUGGUGAACACAUCGGCCGCAUCAAGUGCCCAGUCCGAAGCAUACAUUUGCACGUUAGCAAUAUUCCUCAUCUCUACGCUGGGCGGAAAGGAGCAGAAGCCGACUGCUAGACUACCGACCGUUUGGAGAGACGUCGUCAAGGACCUCACCGAUGUGAAGCAGCGACUGGUCAACGAGGAACACAGAGAAACUUUACGUCGAUUACGGACCGUCUUACAUGACGCCCAGGAAAGACUGCAAGCCGAGCAAGGUCAAACCGUCCCAAGAGCCUCGACCCAGAUCAUCACGACUGACAGACGGCGGACGAAACAUUCCGUACCGGCCAGACUUGAUCCGAGCCAGAUUUCCAGAGAGUGGACGUCACGCCAAUUACGCCCUUCAUUCCAACAGAUGCUCGAAGUCCGCCGUUCAUUACCCGUCCAUCAGUACAAAGAUGACAUUCUGUCUUGCAUCGCUAACCACCCUGUCACCGUGAUCUGUGCGGAGACAGGCGCAGGCAAGUCCUCAGGCAUUCCGGUCUUACUUCUCGAGCAUGAUUUCGACGGCGGCCGAGACUGCCGCAUCCUGGUCACGCAACCACGAAGAAUCUCUGCCAUCACACUCGCCAGACGCGUGUCUGCAGAACUCGGCGAAACUCGCAACGACAUCGGCACAUCGCGAUCGCUGGUCGGUUAUGCGAUCCGCAUGGAAAGCAAGACGAGCAAUAGCACGCGCAUAACGUACGCCACUACCGGUGUACUGCUGCGCAUGCUGGAAGAAUCUCGCGACUUAGACGAGCUCGACUAUCUCAUUCUCGACGAGGUGCACGAGCGCACGAUGGACCUGGACUUGCUGUUCAUUGCAUUGCAAAAGCUGCAGAAGCGCCGGAGCACACUAAAGAUCGUACUCAUGUCCGCAACGGUUGACGCCAAAAAGUUCUCCGACUACUUCGGCGGCGCGCCCGUGUUGGAUCUGCCGGGCCGGACGUUUCCCGUUGAAGUUGGGUUCCUGGAAGACGCGGUGGAGGCUACGAACGAUCUCGCCGGCCUCAAAGACAAAGCGUUGUCCCUGCAAGAUGAGGGUGCAGGCGGCGAUGUGGACGACUUCUAUGGAAACGAAAAUGGGAGACCUGUCAUCAGCGACCCAGAAAAAUAUAGCACAAAGACACAAAAAGCACUAUCCAGCAUGGACGAAUAUCGUAUCGAUUACGGUCUGAUUGCUAAACUCGCGGCGGCCAUUGCCAACAAACCUCAAUUCGCAAAGUACAGCAGCGCAAUUCUAGUCUUUAUGCCGGGUAUUGGCGAAAUGCGUCGUCUACACAACUUGCUCUUGUCAAUGGACACUUUCAGUCGCGGAUGGGUGGUACACUUGCUCCACUCGACGUUUUCAACCGAGGAUCUCGAAAAGGCGUUCGACCGUCCACCGCCCGGACACCGAAAGGUCGUGAUUGCCACGAACAUCGCGGAGACGGGCAUUACCAUUCCGGACGUGACGGCCGUGAUUGACACUUGCAAGGAGAAGGUCAUGCGCUUCGACGAGCGACGCCAACUUUCGAGGCUGACGGAGGGAUUCAUUUCGCGAUCUUCUGCACGCCAGAGACGAGGUCGAGCCGCGCGUGUCCAGGACGGUCUUUGUUUCCACCUUGUCACGCGACAUCGACACGACAACCUCAUGCUAGAGCAGCAGGUUCCUGAGAUGUUGAGGCUGAGUCUCCAGGAUCCCAUGCUGCGCAUCAAGGUGUGGGAUCUGGGCUCAAUCGAGGAGACAUUGAAUGCAGCAAUCGACCCUCCGUCGAGGAAGAACGUGCUUAGGGCGAUUGAGAAGUUGAAAGACGCUGGGGCGUUGACAAAACAAGAAAGUCUGACGCCGCUGGGCCAGCAGAUCGCACGAUUGCCAUUAGAAGUGUCCCUUGCGAAACUCGCCAUCUUCGGUGUCAUCUUCAGAUGUCUGGACCCAAUUUUGGCAAUCAUCUCGCUCUUGACUUCCAAAUCGCCAUUCCUGUCGUCGACAGGAGGACAGCCCGAUGCACGUUAUAUAUUCAGCCGUGGCGACUCCGAUUUGCUUUCUUCUUUGAACGCAUACGAAGCCUGGCGCAAAGCCAAAUCAGCGCGAUCCGGACACGAAUUUUGCCGAAAGAACCAUAUCAGUGACCAAGCCAUGGUUCAAGUCGAGGAGAACAAAAUCCAGCUGCUGGUAUACCUUGUCGACGCAGGCUUAGUCACACUUGAGGCCGAAGAGAAAGGCGCUCUAAGCCGUGCUCGAUCAAGCGGUGGUCGUGGUGGCGGUGGGACCUUCUACACCGUCCCCACUCGGUACAAUCAGAAAGUCGGGGACAGGGCCCUCAACGCGAUCGUCGCCAUGGCACUGUACCCUCGCAUUCUGAUGCGUGAAGGUAAAGCCUGGCGCAAUGUGUACACCAAUCAACAAGUCUCACUCACGUCUCGCUCGGUAAACCACAACAAUCCCAAAGCACCACGCUGGCUGUCGUUCUACGAAGCGAUGCAGAACCGGAACGGGAAUCUAAAUGUCUUCGAGACGUCCGCAAUUCCUGAAUCGGCGCUGGCGGUUCUUCUAGGUGACGCAGAGUUCAAGUUCUACGCGGGCGUAAUGGUGUUGGAUUCAGGCAAGAUCAAACUCUCGGUCAAACACUGGAGGCAGAUGAUGGCGAUCAAGAUCCUGAGGGAGCAGUUGCUGAAGGUGCUGGAUACUUGCUUCAAGAGAACCGGUCAGGACUUGGACGACGGCGAGCGAAAGUGGUUGGACUUUUGGUUGAACAUGGAAGCGUCGCAAGAAUAGACAGAGUAAAGAUAGAAACGUGAAGACUUGCCGCGAGGCCGAAGGGCA